AUGCGACGGUCCAGUAUCGAUCCUGCCAUGGUGGAAGAUGAUGAUUCAGGCUCAGAACAUGACAUGGGAGAUGACUUCUAUUAUCAGGUUGUUCCUCUUGUGGGACUUCUUCCGGAGCAGGAGUUGCACGACAUUGGGACCUUGGAGAUUCACCGUUCUCGGAUUCCCACACAACUUUUCAGGUCCAUCGUCGUUGACAUGGAUAUCAUGUUGAUGCAGUAUGGUGCCCCCUAUGAGCAUAAAACGGAAGAGAUCUUCAACCACUUGGUUAAGCAGUUCGGCUUUGUGCUAAGGAAUAAACCAGAGACUAUGGUCAAUGAUUGCAUUGGUACUCAUAUUGAGUACUUCUUCAAAAUUUAUGGUGCUGUCACGCUCCUCUACAUCGAGAUGAGGCUCAAGGUGGGAAAUGACAAUGAACGCUUGAAGAUUAUUGCCCAGGCUAUAGCUGAAUGUGACCGCUGUUACCUUGAGAACUCGACCGGGGGUUAUUUCCUGCCCAUUCACUGCAUUAUAACGGAUGGCUUGCAUUACGAAUUUUUCAAGUUUGACAAACACCUAAAACCAUCUUUUGUCCGUGGUUGCUUUUCUGGAGACCCGGAACACCUCCGGCGUGGCCUGAAAAUAGACGACUACUCGCGUAUGGAAACUACUCUUCCCUUCAUUCUGCAGCUUCGUUGUGCAUGCGAGGCAGUCUUUGAUGUAAUGCUGAGCGCAUAUAUUGAAGGCUUGAAGGCAAACUAUGUUCGAUCAGAAGAAAGGGGGAAGAAAGGUUUGACAAGACCUACUUUAGAUGGAGGGGAUAAGGCACUUCAGUCGGCUGGCCGUGCGUUUGCAGCGUUUAGGGAGGCUGAGGUUCAGCGCAAGGAUGGUGAUCUUGAUUCCGCGGAUGCGACUGCAGAUCAAGCUCUUCUUGCACUACAGGAGAGCACAGAAGCAGCCCCAAUUUCAUACAGAUCAAAAUUCAUCAUGAAGGACUGGGAUGAUGUUGAGGUUAGGAAGGCAUGA
This is a messenger RNA of Laccaria bicolor S238N-H82, 1005 nucleotides long. RefSeq lists its product as uncharacterized. The record is from RefSeq and is a predicted model, not a curated record. The coding region runs from base 1 to 1005 and encodes 334 amino acids. NCBI's taxonomy places the organism in Eukaryota, Fungi, Basidiomycota, Agaricomycetes, Agaricales, Hydnangiaceae. The transcript has 5 exons.